AUGAACCACCAACAUUUGAUCGACCGCGCGUACGGUACCAUCUCCAAAGAUGCUCUUAGACGUGCGACCGCGUCGAGCCUCAUCCACGCGAUUCAGCCUUCCACCCUGAACUUCAGUCAACGCCUGCCUGGUAAGGACGAUCCGCACGAGCGCGUACCGGCGCACAUAUCAGGCGUCAAUGCCAUCACAAUCGACAAGUUCGAAGGCAGAUACUUGCUCUCUGGAGGCGCCGAUUCAUCGGUUGCAAUAUGGGACCUAGAGGCGCAAGCCGCCGCGACUGAAGCCGGUGAUACGCACUUGCCUCUCUCUGCCGUGAAGAAAACCACAGAGGAGCACAAACUAGGAAUCACGCAAUUGUGCUUCUAUCCUUUCGACUCCCUCGCCUUCCUCACAUCUUCGUAUGAUCAUACAGUCAAGCUCUACUCCAGCGAGACGCUCGCUCCGUCAGCAGUGUUCGACCUCGAUGCUGUUGUUUAUAAUAUUGCACUAUCGCCCAUUGCCGACCAUUUGCUCGUCGCAUGCGCCACGCAGGCACCCAACGUACGCCUCGUAGACCUCAGGUCUGGCGCAAAUACCCACAGCUUAGCGGGCCACACAGGCGCGGUCCUGUCAACAGCAUGGAGCCCAGUUCGCGAACACAUCCUUGCCAGCGGUGCUACAGACGGCAGUGUACGGUUUUGGGACAUUCGGCGGAGCGUAGGCGAGUUAGGUGUUCUCGAUCUCGAAGACUCGAUUGGCACACAAGGCAAGACAACGUCUUCAUUCUCGCGCAACUCGUCGCGAGGACAGGCACACAGGGGACCUGUCAACGGCAUCGUGUGGACCGGAGAUGGCCACCAUCUGGUAACGUGUGGCCACGACCAACGCAUCCGAGUAUGGGACACAGAUACAGCCGCCAACACGCUCGCGAACUUUGGCCCAAUGGUCAAGAACAACGGCCUCGCCCCCUGCAUUCCUGUCUUGCCGCCUGCGCACAAUUUCCAGCCAGGCGCAGAUCUUAUGUUCUACCCCAACGGCCACGAAGUUCUUGCUUAUGAGCUCUUCGAUGGGAAGCUGUUGCGCCGUCUUCGCCGCCAGGAGCAGCAAAAGCGCCUGCCAGAUGUGCCUGCAGCUGGAAAAGGAGAUCGGAACGCGAAAGACAGGAUCACGGCACUGGCGUGGCGGGCGCAUGACGUCGAAAUGUACUCAGCGCAUGCAGAUGGGAGCAUAGUGGCGUGGAAACCACGGACCGAGGAAGACGCGGAACUGGACGAAGAAGAGGAGGAAGAGAGGCGUGGGAAGGAGGAGGGAAAGAAGAGGAAGAGAGGCGUGCUGGAUGAGAUAUAUGGGAGCUUGAUGAAGAAGCCCAUCACUUUUGGGAGCAUGGGAUUUUGA
Parastagonospora nodorum SN15 is the source of this 1374-nucleotide messenger RNA. RefSeq lists its product as hypothetical. Gene Ontology annotation, molecular function: protein binding. The transcript has a single exon. NCBI's taxonomy places the organism in Eukaryota, Fungi, Ascomycota, Dothideomycetes, Pleosporales, Phaeosphaeriaceae. Gene Ontology annotation, cellular component: nucleotide-excision repair complex; Cul4A-RING E3 ubiquitin ligase complex. Bases 1 to 1374 code for a protein of 457 amino acids. Gene Ontology annotation, biological process: proteasome-mediated ubiquitin-dependent protein catabolic process; protein polyubiquitination; transcription-coupled nucleotide-excision repair. The record is from RefSeq and is a predicted model, not a curated record.